This is a messenger RNA of Neomonachus schauinslandi (Hawaiian monk seal), 2175 nucleotides long. RefSeq names its product synaptic vesicle glycoprotein 2C (gene SV2C). The transcript has 12 exons. The record is from RefSeq and is a predicted model, not a curated record. Gene Ontology annotation, biological process: transmembrane transport; chemical synaptic transmission. Gene Ontology annotation, cellular component: membrane. NCBI's taxonomy places the organism in Eukaryota, Metazoa, Chordata, Mammalia, Carnivora, Phocidae. The coding region runs from base 1 to 2175 and encodes 724 amino acids. Gene Ontology annotation, molecular function: transmembrane transporter activity.
AUGCAAGAUUCUUACAAGGAUAGGACUUCAUUGAUGAAGGGCGCCAAGGACAUAGCCCGAGAGGUGAAGAAACAAACAGUAAAGAAGGUGAAUCAGGCAGUGGACCGGGCCCAGGAUGAAUACACGCAGAGGUCCUACAGUCGGUUCCAAGAUGAAGAAGACGAUGACUGUUCCCCGCCGGGAGAGACCUAUAAUGGGGAGGCCAAUGAUGAUGAAGGCUCCAGUGAAGCUACUGAGGGUCAUGAUGAAGAUGAGGAAAUCUAUGAAGGGGAGUAUCAGGGCAUCCCCCGUAUGAACCAAGGGAAGGACAGCAUUGCGUCAGUGGGGCAGCCCAAGGGGGAUGUGCACAAGGACCGGCAGGAGCUGGAGUCAGAGAGGAAAGCCGAUGAGGAAGAACUAGCCCAGCAGUAUGAGCUGAUAAUCCAAGAGUGUGGUCACGGCCGUUUCCAGUGGGUCCUUUUCUUUGUCCUGGGCAUGGCCCUGAUGGCGGACGGCGUGGAGGUGUUUGUUGUCGGCUUCGUGUUGCCCAGUGCGGAGACAGACCUAUGCAUUCCAAAUUCAGGAUCCGGGUGGCUAGGCAGCGUAGUGUACCUUGGCAUGAUGGCAGGGGCUUUCUUCUGGGGAGGACUGGCAGACAAAGUGGGAAGAAAGCAGUCUCUGCUGAUUUGUAUGUCUAUCAAUGGAUUCUUCGCCUUCCUUUCUUCAUUUGUCCAGGGUUAUGAAUUCUUUCUCUUCUGUCGCUUACUUUCUGGAUUCGGGAUCGGAGGAGCCAUUCCCACAGUGUUCUCCUACUUUGCUGAAGUGCUGGCCCGAGAGAAGCGGGGGGAGCAUCUGAGCUGGCUCUGCAUGUUCUGGAUGGUUGGUGGCAUCUACGCCUCUGCCAUGGCCUGGGCCAUCAUCCCAUAUUAUGGAUGGAGCUUCAGCAUGGGGUCAGCUUACCAGUUUCACAGUUGGCGUGUGUUCGUGAUAGUCUGCGCGCUCCCCUGUGUCUCCUCGGUGGUGGCCCUCACAUUCAUGCCUGAAAGCCCACGGUUCUUGCUGGAGGUUGGAAAACAUGAUGAAGCGUGGAUGAUCCUGAAGUUAAUUCAUGACACAAACAUGAGAGCACGGGGUCAGCCUGAGAAAGUCUUCUCGGUCCACAGAAUCAAAACCCCCAAACAAAUAGAUGAGCUGAUUGAAAUUGAGAAUGACACACGCACGUGGUACAGAAGGUGUUUUGUCCGGAUCCGCACGGAACUCUAUGGAAUUUGGUUGACUUUCAUGAGAUGUUUCAACUACCCCGUCAGGGAAAAUACGAUAAAACUUACAAUUGUUUGGUUCACCCUGUCCUUUGGGUACUAUGGAUUAUCUGUGUGGUUCCCUGAUGUCAUUAAACAUCUGCAGGUGAACAUGUUGCCCAUUGAAAAGAUUGAGAGAGAGAAAUUUUCAAAUUUCAGUGUUAACUUUACAAUGGCAAAUCAGUUGCACACGGGAGCGGAAUACGACAAUGGCAGAUUUCUAGGGAUGAAGUUCAAAUCUGUAACUUUCAAAGAUUCACUUUUUAAGGCCUGCCUCUUUGAGGAUGUGACUUCAGUCAACACCUACUUCAAGAACUGCACAUUUAUUGACACUGUUUUUGACAACACAGAUUUUGAGCCAUAUAAAUUCACUGAUAGCGAAUUUCAAAACUGCUCAUUUUUUCACAACAAGACGGGAUGCCAGAUUACCUUUGAUGAUGACUAUAGUGCCUACUGGAUUUAUUUUGUCAACUUCCUGGGGACAUUGGCCGUGUUGCCGGGGAACAUCGUGUCUGCUCUCCUGAUGGACAGAAUUGGGCGCUUAACGAUGCUAGGUGGCUCGAUGGUGCUUUCGGGGAUCAGCUGUUUCUUCCUCUGGUUGGGCAGCAGUGAGUCCAUGAUGGUAGGCGUGCUGUGUCUGUAUAAUGGAUUGACCAUCUCGGCCUGGAACUCUCUGGAUGUGAUCACUGUGGAACUGUACCCCACAGACCGCAGGGCGACAGGUUUUGGCUUCCUGAAUGCCCUGUGCAAAGCAGCGGCCGUCCUUGGAAACUUAAUAUUCGGCUCCCUGGUCAGCUUCCCCAAAUCGAUCCCCGUCCUGCUGGCCUCCACUGUGCUGGUGUGUGGAGGACUGGUGAGCUUGCGCCUGCCCGACACACGAACCCGGGCCCUGAUGUAA